GUCCGACCGGAGGCUUACGGAAACCCUCGCACCGACUGACUCACCUACUUCCGCACCCUGUAGUGCUAUACCUAGACACAGACGACUGCCUCGAUGUACGCGAGAGCAUUGCAGUCACCAACAUGACCUCACCUGAGCCCUCUUCAUCAACCUUACGGGCCGAGACCGCACAAGGCGCUGCCUCAUCUUCCUCGUCCCGAAAGCGGAAUGAUGAGACAGCAGAAGACGGGACAUCGGAAGGAGACGGGAAGGCAUCCUCCUCAUCUGCACAGAAGUCUGUGUCGCAGCGGCAAGAGAUAUUUGAGGAGUCUGACGCAUCGACCUCGAGCACACAAGCGGCAAAUGACGAGAAGGCCCCGCAGGCAGAAGGGCAUCCAUGGCAAGCAGCCCAUAACGCCUACUACUUCUGGAACAGCCAAACAAAUACGACGACUUGGGUGAAUCCUUUACAAGAGGAAGGCUCCUCGUCGGCUUCGGGCGCGGCCUCGAAUCCAAGAGCGAGCACGUCGGCUGUCCCUCAGCAGCAACAGCAGCAACAGCAGCCAGAAAUGCUCAGCGAGGAAGAUCUCGCCCGACAAGCAGGCAUCGACCCCGAGCUAGCGCACCUCGAUCCGGCUCUGUACGCCUCGCAACUGCGCAUGGCUGCCUCUUCAGCUGCUUCCUCAGGCUCGGCCUCGCUAGCAGCAGAUCGCGAUCCUCAGUCCCGCUUCUCCCAGACGAGCAAGGCCAAGCGUCAAAUGUCGGCCUACUUCGACGUUGAAGCCUGGGAGCAGCAGCGUGAGGCCGAGCACGCCGCCCAGGUUCAGGCCCUAGCUGAUGAAUCGGGCGCGGGUUAUGCAGGGGUGAAGAGGGGAAAGGGAAAUCGACAUCCGAGCAAGAAGGAGGUGCAGGAAUUCAAGGAGAGGAAGAGGGAGAGGAAAAAGGCAAAGCUGGGAUGGCUACAUAGCUGACCAGCUAGCUGGUCGAGUAGCCAAGCCAGAGCGGUAGCUGCCUGAGGUCAAGACCGAGGCGGAGGCGUGCCGGUCUUGAGAAUGCUCGUGAGUACCCACUCUGAUCAAGACAAGGAGAAGGGCUAUGUAUGGCGUCUUUUGCGGCAAGCAAGGCAAGGAGGCGUCUCCGCUUCGACCGCGAUGACAACCUCAUCCACAGCAAUUGGCACAAUCGAACUUGGCCCCUCAUCUUCCCCCCUUCACUCACAUCUUCGCCCGAGGAUUUGCGUGCAGACGGGGUGGGCGAAGCUUGGAGAUCGAAGUGUGUGCACCUGUCUAUAUUA
Molecule: messenger RNA, 1273 nt
Organism: Microstroma glucosiphilum
Lineage: Eukaryota; Fungi; Basidiomycota; Exobasidiomycetes; Microstromatales; Microstromataceae
Exons: 3
Coding region: 123-950 (275 amino acids)
Source: RefSeq, a predicted model, not a curated record